Molecule: messenger RNA, 2640 nt
Organism: Globicephala melas (long-finned pilot whale)
Lineage: Eukaryota; Metazoa; Chordata; Mammalia; Artiodactyla; Delphinidae
Gene: MMACHC
Product: metabolism of cobalamin associated C
Biological process (GO): cobalamin metabolic process
Cellular component (GO): cytoplasm
Molecular function (GO): cyanocobalamin reductase (cyanide-eliminating) (NADP+) activity; demethylase activity; FAD binding
Source: RefSeq, a predicted model, not a curated record
CUACUGUGGUGCUAGGGCGAAGUGUAUGGUUGGCUUCGGUGCCACCGGCGUGAGGCCCUGGAGUCCUCUGAACUUUCCCGAGCUCUUCUGGCCCCGUGUUCGUUUGACGUAUCGGGACAGGGUCUCAACGGGCGCUUGGGCUAAACGGGUAGAGAACUGUUGCAGGUUUGUCCUUUUACCCUCAUACAAUGCCGGAUUGAUGAAUAGGAGACACCAUAUGAUCCAGUAACCCUGUGGCUUUGUCACCUACGUAAUUUACAGGAAGAAAGGUGGCAUGGUACAAUGCACUCCUGCCUCCAGCCUUCCACCUGCCCCUGCCAGGACCUACCCUGGCCUUCCUGGUACUCAGCACACCUGCCAUGUUUGACCGGGCCCUCAAGCCCUUCCUGCAGAGCUGCCACCUCCAACCACUGACUGACCCUGUGGACCAGUGUGUGGCAUACCACCUGGGCCGUGUUAGAGAGAGCCUCCCAGAGAUGCAAGUAGAAAUCAUUGCUGACUACGAGGUACACCCAAACCGGCGCCCCAAGAUUCUGGCCCAGACAGCAGCCCAUGUGGCAGGGGCAGCUUAUUACUACCAACGACAGGAUGUGGAGUCUGACCCCUGGGGAACCCAGCACAUAUCAGGUGUGUGCAUACAUCCCAGAUUUGGGGGCUGGUUUGCCAUCCGAGGGGUCGUGCUGCUGCGAGGAAUAGAGGUGCCAGAUCUGCCACCCACAAAGCCCCUCGACUGUGUACCUGCAAGAGCUGACCGGAUCACCCUGCUUGAACGCUUCAACUUCCAUUGGCGUGACUGGACUUACCGGGAUGCUGUACCACCUCAGGAGCGCUACUCAGAAGAGCAGAAGGCCUACUUUUCCACUCCGCCUGCCCAACGCUUGGCCUUACUGGGCUUGGCCCAGACCUCAGAGGAGCCUAGCUCUACAUCCCAAGAGCUUCAUUUCACCACAUUCAUCCCCAGGAAGCCUCAGAAUCCCAGCAGAGGCUGGCUCAGCCCCAGGGUCUCACCACCUGCAUCCUCUGGCCCUUGAUACCCUCCCCUCCCCUGUGGGAUCCUCAUUUAUGACAGUUGCACCUGCUGGGACUUAUUUGGCUAGACAAGAUUUUAUUGGGUACAAGAUGAUCAUUUUUGAUAAAGAAUUAUAGUAGAGAUAUUAAAUGAAGAUAACAAGGCUUAAAGAAGUUUGGUCAAAAGACCAAAGCAGAUCCAGACUUGCCACCUGCCUUGGAAUGUGGGAUUAUUACCUGUUACCAUUUCUCUGCAGUGCUUCAAGAUGCUACUUGUUACAGGGCUUAAGAAGCAACUAUCCCCUAAAUAACGGUACCUGCCUCAGAGGGUUCUUAUGGAGACUGAAUAAAUACGAAAUAGUACCUGGCAUAUAAUAAGCUAUUAUUAAAGGCCCCAGGAAUCCUAUACUGCCGCUCAUAGUUCUUACUUGUCUGAAUACUGGAGGGGUAGGUAGGCUGGGGUAGCCGUGUCUGGAAGGUGUCUAGAAGGGCACCACAUGAUAUACAGAAGGAUUCUCAGUCCUGAAUCUGCCCUAGCCUCAAGAGCCCAGGAGGAAUCCACCUUUGCCCCACUGACAACCCUCCCUCAGGACAAUGAUAUGAGAAUAAGAACUACCCUUAAAUCAAGGAUAGAAACCCAGGGAAGCCAAGAGGUGCUCAGCACUGUGCUUUUGACACAGAAACCUACCCUAUGAACACCAGCGCUGUGUUUGUCUCCCCCUCCCCCUUUUAGUUCCAAAGGUACUGAAGCCUCUAACUCUGAUCUUUUUACAGAACCAGUACCAGGCAUUUAUCAGAAGAGGCCAAGCUUCAGGUUUUCAUACAGCCCUCCCAGUAGUGUAAAAGUAAAUGUCAGUAAUCUCAUUGGGCUCUUAACCUGCAACCCAGCCUAUAGCAAAAAUUGCAGUGCCUUGGCCAGUACUGUAGUAGGAGGCCUUGCUCUUCUCCAGAUAUGGUGAAAAUGAAACACCUUGCUUCGAGGUCCAUCCUCUGUAUGUACUUGCAUUUCCCCUCAAUAUAAUUUCCUGAUUCUGAGACACUCUCACACCUCAUUUUCCCCUAAAGAGGGAAAAGCAAAAAGUAAAUUCCUCUUACACUCAAAGGCUAAUGUCCCCCUAAAAUGAAGAAUCAACAAGGUCUCAGCUCAAGUUUAAUAAAACUACAAAAGACCAAAAGCGAUAACCUACUACUAUACACAUCAGUUUGCCUGCCCCAUAAUACAGCUCAGGCCAUUCCCCCCAGAGGAAGAAAGGCUGGCCUCCCCAGCCCCUGCAGGAAAGGCCUGUCCUGUCCCACACCACAUCUGCGCUGAGUGCAAGGUCUUGUGUUUUAAGCAUGAUAAUAGUACAAAAGAGGUUUUGUUCUCAUGGCCACCUACUGCAGCCUGGCCCUAAAAUGGCCCAGUGCUCACUUCUGCUUAGAGAAAUAUUCUUUGCUCUUCUGGACAUCAGGCUUGAUGGUAUCACUGCCAGGCUUCCAGCCAGCUGGGCACACUGCAAAAGAAAGGAUACUAAUUAAUAACCUGAUCAGUGGUGAGCUCCACCCUCCCAAGGACAAGUGGAUGCCUCAAAACCAAAUGUGAGCCCUAAAGAGCAACAUUCAGGCACCAGGAAACCUACCCUGCAGUCUGAG